GAUAGAAAACCACAUAGAACUUGAUACGAAGUUCAAGGGAUUAAAUAAAUUUAAAUUAAACAAUAACUGUUCCAAAGUUCCAAUGAUCGCCCCUAGAUGAAACAACAAACAGAGGCCCAUGCCCCCACAAACGUGGUCAUCUGCUCCCCUUUCUAAUCUCUUACAAAACAAACAAAACAGAAAAAUGUAAAGCAAUGCUACACAAACGCGAGAAGCUACCAUACCAAAACGCGUACCACCACCCACAGCAGCCUGGGACGUAAGAUUCAACACGUUGCUCCAAGCUCGACCCACCCACACCCAUCCACCACCACCUCCUCACCCUCACCGCCUUUCUUAUCAGAGACACGAGAGCAAUGCCAGUUGCCUGCCAUGUCAUCUGGGUCCCGCUUAGCGUGUCAUUCAUGAAGCUUACCACCCAUCUCAGAUCCAUGUGACAUGGCAAUUGCCCCUCACCAUAAAUUCCUCCCCACCACUCUCGCGUUCUGGAAAAUAUAGCAACAAGAGCAGUUGUGAAAGACCCAGAGGAAGGAGGGACUUGAAGACUCAAAAAGAGAGAGUACGCAAAGGGCGAAACGAUGUUAGAAAGCAAGGCUGUGAUAGCAGAGACAGAUAUGCUCAGGCCCAUGCAGCAGCAUGCAGUCAGCCUUGCGGCGAAAGCGCUAGAUUUCUUCGACGUCACUGACUCCACAGAGAUAGCUCGCUACAUCAAAAUGGAGUUUGACGGGAAGUAUGGCACAGGAUGGCAAUGCGUGGUUGGAACAGACUUCGGAUCUUUUGUCACCCACUGCUAUGGCUGCUUCAUCUACUUCUGCAUCGGUAGCCUUGCCAUCCUCCUCUUUAAAGGAACAGCUGGGCCUGAGACAAGCGGCAGCCAAUUAGUCUCCAUUGAUAAAGUGCAAUCAUGAAGAAACAUGAUACAUUAGCAACGCAGCAGCAACGUUGACAGUAAUGUUUGAAAAGCAACAAAAUGGCGAACCGCUGCAAGCAAACAAGCUGAUGGCUGUGCCGUCAGGUAUGAGAUGACUGCCCAUGAGUUAAUGCUUUAAUCAGAAGAUGAGACUAUGUUGAGAAAUAAAGCAAAAAUAGUGUGGCCACAGCUUUUCCCUUGUAUCGUUUUACUUGACCAAGGAAUGAGGAAAAUGUUUCCGUAAGAUUGAUACAAGCGACUAAGAAAUUAGUCCAGCCUGAACUAGAUAACUAAAAGCUACUGCCCUCAAUCGAUUGGGUACUCCUGGUUCAAGAAACGACAAAGAAGAUGCCAAGAUGGAAGCUGCAUUUAUACAUGAUAAUUUAGAAUGAUUCCAGACUAGUCCGCAAAUACGAGGAGCGUAGUGACAGUUGACACGAACAACGAGAACUAAGAGAAGACAGGAGAGAGUAAUAGUGCCAUCCGUCGGAGUAAACAUAGAACCCGAGAGGAUCACUAUUCUUGCACCACCUAGCCCGAUGCCUGUGCUUCAAACAAUAACAACAAAGUGCCCAAGGGAACGUAUAAAUCUUAUACCAGCAGUUGCACGUGUACAGUACAUCAUACUUCGCAUUUAAAUAAAAUGCUCUUAUCGAUAAUUAAUCCCUCAAAAUGACAUUUCGAACUGACAAAUGUUCAAGCGGGUAACGAAAAUGACAGAGUUUUGCUAAAAGAUUUCAAGAACAAAACGGCAAACAUUAGGGAUACAAUGCAAAUGGAGAAGGGUUGACGUUGACUAUUGGUUUGAAAUCAUCAGCACAUGACGAUCCCCGAAGCGAAUCAUAGAAGACAUGGGAAAAGAUACCAUUACCAUGACAAAGAUACAUGCACGGCCGGACUUUGAUACGAAGUUUUUACAUACGGGCAUAAAAGUAUCCUAGGAAUAUGAUAUGCAGAAAAGCUUUCCUAUGAGUUGUUGACAAGUAACCAGUAUUACAUAUUACGUCUCUGCCCAAGAGAAAUAUGUAGCUACGUGAACGGCUUGUCUUUCAUAAUAUAACAUCAGAAAUGGAAGAAAAUGCAUAAACUCGUUCACAGCCCAUCUAUGAGCAACUUCAACAAAGAGAA
This is a messenger RNA of Nymphaea colorata (pocket water lily), 2038 nucleotides long. RefSeq lists its product as uncharacterized. Gene Ontology annotation, molecular function: dynein intermediate chain binding; dynein light intermediate chain binding. NCBI's taxonomy places the organism in Eukaryota, Viridiplantae, Streptophyta, Magnoliopsida, Nymphaeales, Nymphaeaceae. Bases 579 to 908 code for a protein of 109 amino acids. The transcript has 2 exons. Gene Ontology annotation, cellular component: dynein complex. The record is from RefSeq and is a predicted model, not a curated record. Gene Ontology annotation, biological process: microtubule-based process.